AUGUCUGAAGGUGAAGCAAGGGCUGCGAAGAGUGUAGCUAAGAAAUCUAGAAGGAGAAAGAAGAGAAGAACGGUCGAUGUAUCCGAUUCUUCCAGCUCGGAUUCAAGCUCAGAUAAUGAGUCGGGACGGGAGACUAAGGCAGUAGAGGUGGAGGAAGAAGAUAUUCAACUGACUGAUGACGAAGUCGCUGUAGAAGAGAAAAUGGCAUUCGAUGUUGUUGAGACCUUAGACGAUAAGGCGAAGGAUAAAUUGAAUACAAUACCAUUUACUACAACAGAACUUACAGAGAGAAACGAUUAUAACAAGGGGCAAUCGGCAGAUCUAACCAAGGUCAAACAAAGUUUGCAAGAGGAUAGACAAAAAUUAGGUACAGCACUGAACAACAUGGCAGAGGAAAAGAACAAGUACUUGGGCCUUAUGUUUGAAAACUACGGAGAAGAUAUCAAUUCGUUGAGGGAAGCACCCGAUUUUACGAAUAAGUCACUUAUAAUGUUGGCCAAUGUGCUUAAGGAUGGGACAGGCAUGUUUGAUGUAGAUACUUUAAAGACUAUACUGAAUUAA
Messenger RNA from Torulaspora delbrueckii, 561 nucleotides. RefSeq names its product Rsa3p (gene RSA3). The coding region runs from base 1 to 561 and encodes 186 amino acids. Gene Ontology annotation, cellular component: preribosome, large subunit precursor. The transcript has a single exon. Gene Ontology annotation, biological process: ribosomal large subunit assembly. The record is from RefSeq and is a predicted model, not a curated record. NCBI's taxonomy places the organism in Eukaryota, Fungi, Ascomycota, Saccharomycetes, Saccharomycetales, Saccharomycetaceae.